Chelonus insularis is the source of this 1139-nucleotide messenger RNA. Its product is annotated as potassium channel subfamily K member 1. Gene Ontology annotation, biological process: potassium ion transmembrane transport; stabilization of membrane potential. The record is from RefSeq and is a predicted model, not a curated record. The transcript has 2 exons. Gene Ontology annotation, molecular function: potassium ion leak channel activity; outward rectifier potassium channel activity. Gene Ontology annotation, cellular component: plasma membrane. Bases 72 to 1088 code for a protein of 338 amino acids. Lineage: Eukaryota; Metazoa; Arthropoda; Insecta; Hymenoptera; Braconidae.
GUAAGAAGGUGAUUUUUCAGUUGAGUUUGUGGCCUUCUAGUGACCAUCGUGACACAAUUGAAAACAACAAAAUGGCGCGAAUGCACGUGAAAUCAUCUGUAAGAAGUUAUGAAUCUUCAAGUACUUCUGUAAACGUUAAUCCAAAGGAAAAAAUCAAAGAUUGCUGCAGAAAACUCGUGGCAUUUAUGUGUACUCAAGUUGGAGUUGGUGGUUUAAUAGUCGGAUAUGCUAUUGUUGGAGCUAUUGGAUUCUCUAACAUUGAACUGCAAACAGAAUAUCCUCAUGUAGAGGAAAUGAAAGAACUAAGAAAAAAUUUUUCAGAAAAAUUAUGGUCAGCAACUGCAGCUGAUCGUAAUGUUAACAUACUUAAUAAAACAGCAUUUGAAAGACAAACCGAUGGUAUUUUGAAAGAUUUUCAACAAGACGUUGUUGAAGCUAUAAAAUAUAAAGGCUAUAACGGAAAAUCUGUUAAAGAUGUUUGGUCCCUUCCUGCUGCACUUAUGUUCUGUUUAUCUGUUUUUACGAUGAUCGGAUACGGAAAUACAGUACCCAGAACACCGUGGGGUAAGGGCGCAACAGUCGUCUACGCAAUUUUUGGAAUUCCUCUUUAUGUUUUAUACUUCCUGAAUAUGGGCAAAGUUCUUGCCCAUACGUUUAGAUGGUUAUAUCAAUGGUUCCAUGAAUGCACUGGUCGUAAAAAGCCUGGUCAACGAAUAAUAGUUCCAUCAACAGCCUGCUUGUGGGUUAUGUUUGGCUACAUACUCAUUGGUACAAUUUUAUUUGCUCAAUGGGAAAAGUGGGAUUAUCUAGACAGUGCUUAUUUUUGUGUUACAUCACUUUGUAAAAUUGGGAUGGGAGAUUUUGUUCCAGGAGCUGAUGUUGAAAUCAAAAAUGGCAAUGGUAGUCAUCUUAAAUUAGUUAUUAAUUUUGUUUAUUUGCUUCUUGGUCUAGGAUUAGUUGCCAUGUGUUAUAAUCUCAUGAGAGAAGAUGUUAAAGAAAAAUUGAGAGAACUAAAAGAAAAUAUUAUUGAUGCAUUUGAAGAUUUCAAAUUCAGAAUGGUCACCUGUUGUCGACCUAGCUCAGAAUGAUUUAUUUUUUAAUUUUGUUAUCUGUUGUAAAAAUUUAAAGACUGCAAUUCA